AUGGCCAACUCAGACAUUGAAGUCGUGUUUCACCAUGGAGGGAAAUUUGAGAAUAAUGGGACAUUUGGAUAUCACUAUGGUGAAACCACAACUUUAAAAAUAGACCCUGAUCGAUGGAGUUAUUUUGAAAUAUUAAGCAUUCUAAAGGAGAUGGGUUAUAGGAAUGUAAAGGACUUAUGGUAUUCAUUGGGUUGUGGUCCUGUAUUAGAAGAUUGUUUGGAACCUUUAUUAGAUGACAAGGGUGCUUGUCAUCUGAUCAAUAUUGCUAUGUUGAAUGGUGAAGCUCACCUUUAUGUUAUACAUAGGGUGUGUGAACCUGAGUAUCUUCUGCAGUUGGAAUACAUUUCUGAACCCCAAAUUGAUAGACCUAGUGGUGAAGGACAAGUUGAAAGAGAGAGUGGUGAUUUUCAAGUUGAUAGACCUAGUGGUGAAGGAGAAGUUGAGAGAGAGAGUGCUGAAAAGCAAGUUGAGAUAGAGGUUGGUGAAGCACAUGUUGAGGCAGUGGGUGAAGCAGAGGUUGAGACAGUAGCACCUGAGGUAGAACCUGAAUCAGAAGUUGAGCCAGAAAUGAUAGAAGUUGAGGUUGAUGUAGUGGCUGAUGUAGAGGCUAUGGUAGAAGUUCAGACAGAGGCAGUGAUUGAUGUACAACCUGAGGUAGAACCUGAAUCAGAAGUAGCCCCAGAAAUGAUUGAAGUUGGGGUUGAUGUAGUGGCUGAUGUAGAGGAUGUCGUAGAAUUACAAUCAGAGCCAGUGGAGGAUGUUGGUGUGGAGGCACAGGUUGAGGUACAGGAUGAUGGUGUGGAGGCACAGGUUGAGGUAGAGAGUGAUUCAAAUGCUGAGGGAAACAUGGCUGUUGGUGUGAAUGGGGACGGGCAGUCUGAUGUGGAGGGGCAGGCAGAAGUAGAGGGUGAGGUAGAGGGUGAGGUAGAGGGUAAUGGAGUAGAAGCUGAUGAGUAUGAUGUUAGAAGUUGGAAUGGGUCCGAAGAGGAUGUAUUGACUGACCAUGGAGAUGAAGUGGGAUUUGAUAUAUUUGAAGCUACUAAUGAAGUUGAAUUUGGUGGACCUAGGCGUUUAUCUGAUAGUGAUUGGGAAUCCGAGAGUUUGAACAGUGUUGUGGAAAGUGAUAACACAGAUGAUGACAAGGAUGGGUAUGGGGAUUUUGGUGUUUUUUCAAUGCCCAAAACUAUGGAACAAUAUAAAUGGGAAGUGGGCACGUACUUCAGUGACAAAAAAGAUUUUACAGAAGCUAUAAGAUCGUAUCGAGUAGAGAAUGGUAGAAAAUUAGCCAUUCCACCAAGUUGGUCAGGACAAAAAAUUUUUGAGGUCAGACACAUUUCAAUGAUGAGUGACAAGUAUGUGGUUGACAGAGAUAAACUGGAAUGCAGUUGCAGAAAGUGGACUUUAACAGCCAUCCCAUGCUGUCAUGCACUAUCUGCCAUGACAUUUAUCAACAUCAAUGGAGAAGACUACGUCCCACAUUGGUUUACAAAGUCAACCUACCAAGAAACAUACAUUCCAAUCAUCUACCCUGUCAAUGGUCCUCAGCUAUGGGAAAAGACUUCUCAGCCUGAUGUUUUGCCUUCAACUAAAAGAGUGUUGCCUGGUAGACCAAAAAAGAAGAGAAGGCUAGAGGCUUGGGAGCUAAAGAAGGAUGACACACAACUCAAGCAAAAUGGAACUCGUAAGAGAUGUUCCAUAUGUAGACAGCUUGGUCAUAAAAGAAAUAGUUGUCCACAAGCUCCUCCAGCAAACCAAAGUCAAUAUCAAUCAACUCAGCAACCUGAAACACAAGCUGAAUAA
This is a messenger RNA of Vigna angularis (adzuki bean), 1800 nucleotides long. RefSeq lists its product as uncharacterized. NCBI's taxonomy places the organism in Eukaryota, Viridiplantae, Streptophyta, Magnoliopsida, Fabales, Fabaceae. The transcript is spliced from 2 exons. Gene Ontology annotation, molecular function: zinc ion binding. The record is from RefSeq and is a predicted model, not a curated record. Bases 1 to 1800 code for a protein of 599 amino acids.